AUGGCAAACCUGGGCGAGCUGCGCGACAUCGUGCACAGGAUGCAAGAAGAACAUAUGAUGCUCAAGAACCGGGUCUUUGAGCUGGAUGCCGAGAAGGAGAUGCUCAGGCAGGGCAUUCGCAAGCUCAAGAUGGAAAACAUUCGCAUGAAAGAGAAAAUGAAGGCGAUGAAGACGGCGAUCAGCGAAAUCGGUGGCCAGGUCAUCGAAGCGAAAGAGUACGACGAGCUGGGCCGCAACGAGUUCCUGCUGAUCGGCGGCAAGCACGACCCGCUCGGCACCAAGUACGAGGCCACCAUCAAGGACGACAACGGUCUGGAGCACAAAUCGGUGGAGCGCUUCUAUUGGUACAAAAUGGCCGAACACUUUGGUGACGCCGACGCCAUGCACAAGAUCCAAACGGCCGGCACUGGCAUCGACGCCGAGGAGGUGGCGAAGAACAUCAAGAACUUCAACGAGGAGAAAUGGAAAGCAGAAAAAGUCACCUACUGGGAGAUGGGCCAGCGGCUGAAGCUCGAGCAACAACUCGGCACGGGCUGGCGCAAGAACCGCGAGGAGGCCAACAAGCCCAUCUUCUGGGACGGCGAGAAUUUGGGCGGCAAGUUCCUGAUGAAGUACCGCCAGGACUUGGCCAAGUCACACCAAUGGGCCGGACCCUUCGAAAAACAGGAGACCGAGAAGAAGCACGCCGAGAUGAAGAAGUACGUGUGGCGCCGCAUCGACAAGACGCGCUUCGUGGCCGCCGAUAUGGCGGCCGGCAUGGGUGGUCCGCGCGGCGGACGUGGCGGCUAUGGCUAUCGCGGCCGCAUCGGCUUCGCCGGACGUGGAGGCCGAGGUGCUUACAGAAGCCGGGGAACCUUC
Molecule: messenger RNA, 858 nt
Organism: Mesorhabditis spiculigera
Lineage: Eukaryota; Metazoa; Nematoda; Chromadorea; Rhabditida; Rhabditidae
Source: the annotation of a GenBank genome assembly